Messenger RNA from Zingiber officinale, 3057 nucleotides. RefSeq names its product 65-kDa microtubule-associated protein 1-like. Bases 1064 to 2836 code for a protein of 590 amino acids. The transcript is spliced from 10 exons. Gene Ontology annotation, biological process: cytokinesis by cell plate formation; microtubule cytoskeleton organization. Lineage: Eukaryota; Viridiplantae; Streptophyta; Magnoliopsida; Zingiberales; Zingiberaceae. The record is from RefSeq and is a predicted model, not a curated record. Gene Ontology annotation, cellular component: spindle; cytoplasm. Gene Ontology annotation, molecular function: microtubule binding.
GCGAAACAACAAAAUGCUGGACAGAGGCAGUCAGCGAGACUGGAGUAGGAAGCAAGCAGCAGAAGGGCGAGAAGACUUCAGCACGCCAGCGACGGAGACAAGGCCUAACCUGAGAUCUGCCUCUCCAACCGGUACUUCUUUCCGAUCCGAGGGUCCCUGUGGUGAGCGCUCUCUCCCUUCCCCUCCUCCCCUUACCCUUUAGCUGGAGCACCUCGCUUUCUCGUGAGCCAGUGAGGAGUGGCGUUCUGUCGCCGUUUUUAACCCCUCCAUCUGGCUGCAUUUUCUUGGGGGUUGGGUUCCGAGACUUCUGAGGGUUUGAUCUUCCGUGAUUUCUCAGUAAAAGAACGGUCUUGUAGGCAAAUUGUUGGUAUUUUUAUGUGCCGGGUUGUUUUUUAUGUUUUGCUUCAUGCAUUGGUCGAAGGCGGUCGUUUUGGUCUCGAUUUGCUGAUUGGAUUUUGAUGAGGUGCAAAAAGGUCGGUUCUUGGAGAUGAUCUGCUUGUUUGCGUCGAUAGGGGUUUGGCGUUCUUGAUUUAACGUUUUUAUCCUUUCAGGUCUGCUGUCUGGCUUAUGUUUUGAUACUUGCUUUUGCUAGGACCUGUUAUAGUACCAAAAUGAAGUGAUUUGGACUCGAGAAUAGGUGGUUUAUUUUGCUUACACGAGUUCUCUACGUUGUUGUGCUCGAAGGAAUUGGUUUAAUUUAUUCGCCGUGUUCGUGUCUUUAGUUUUUCUUUUCCUUUUUGAGUAGGAAUAAUUGGGUACGUUGACGUGGUAUCCAGUAAUGGUUUUAUUCUUGAUUCUGGAGCACUUCACUAUUAAGAUAAUUUAUAUUCAUUGGAGUUAGUUCUACGCCUGGAAAUGGGAUACCUAGUGAAAAUAUGCCGUGAUUAUGCUAGAAUUCUGCCUACACUGACCUUUUCAGGCAAGUCUUAAUUGCCAAUCGACCAGUGCUCUUUGUUUCCAUUUUGUCUGCAUCAAUCUGCAACGUAAACUGAUUUUAUUGAUUCAAACUUUAUCUGGAGAGAAGCACCAUAACUUGGUACACUAGACGUCUAGUAGAGCUGUAAUGGCUGUUGCGGAUACCCAAAAUCCUUUAUUAGGUGAAAUGACUUGUGGAUCUUUGCUUCAACACUUGCAGCUAAUAUGGGAUGAGGUUGGUGAGAGUGAUGAGGAACGUGAUAAGAUGCUGCUUCAGCUGGAACAGGAAUGCCUGGAUGUUUAUAAGAGGAAAGUUGAGCAGGCUUCAAAGAUGAGGGCCCUUCUUCUACAAUCCUUGGCUGAUUCUAGAGCUGAGCUUGCCAGUGUUCUAUCUGCACUUGGAGAAAAUUCUUUUGCUGGCAUACCUGAUAAGUCCUCAGGCACAAUCAAGGAGCAAUUAGAAGCUGUUGCACCACUUUUGGAGGAGCUGGGGAAACAGAAAGAGGAAAGGAUAAGGGAAUUUGCUGAUGUGCAAUUGCAAAUUGAUAAAAUCCGUGAAGAAAUUGCUGGAACUUUGAAGAUUGGACAGCAAAUUGAGACACCUGUAGUUGACAAGGAAGAUUUGUCAUCAAAGAAGUUAGGAGAGUACCAAUCACAAUAUCAAGAACUUCAGAAAGAAAAGAGUGAUAGGCUGCACAAGGUUCUCGACUUCGUUAGCACAGUGCAUGAUCUUUGUGCAGUUCUGGGGUUGGAUUUUUUCAGUACUGUAACAGAAGUUCAUCCUAGUCUGAAUGACUCUGUUAGUGUACAAUCAAAGAGCAUCAGCAAUGAUACAUUGUCCAAGCUCUCUACAAUGAUUGUGGAACUUAAAGAAGAUAAAAAGCUGAGGCUUCAAAAGCUUCAAGAUCUAGCUGCUCAGCUCACUGAUCUUUGGAAUUUGAUGGACACACAAAUGGAGGAACGCGAGUUGUUUAGUCAUAUCACUUGUAACAUAUCUGCAACAGUAGAUGAGGUUACUGUUCCUGGAGCCCUGGCCCUUGAUUUGAUUGAACAGGCUGAAGUAGAAGUUGAAAGGUUAGAUCAACUAAAGGCGAGCAAGAUGAAGGAAAUUGCUUUCAAGAAACAAACUGAGCUCGAAGACAUUUAUGCUCGGGCACACAUAGACAUUGAUCCUGAAUCUGCCAGAGAGAAAAUAUUGGCUCUAAUUGACUCUGGAAAUGUUGAGCCAUCAGAAUUACUUGCAGAAAUGGAUAGUCAGAUACUGAAAGCCAAAGAGGAAGCCAUGAGUAGGAAAGAAAUAUUGGACAAAGUUGAAAAAUGGAUGUCAGCUUGUGAGGAAGAAAGUUGGCUUGACGAUUACAGUCGGGAUGACAACAGAUAUAACUCAAGUAGAGGUGCACAUUUAAAUCUCAAACGUGCAGAAAAAGCUCGCAUACUGGUUAACAAGAUUCCAGCUCUUGUUGAUACUCUGGUUGCUAAGACUCGAGCUUGGGAGGAGGAUCGUGGCAUCUUAUUCAUGUAUGACAGUGUUCCGCUUCUUGCUAUGCUAGAGGAAUACACCAUGCUAAGACAGGAAAGAGAGGAGGAAAAACGAAGACAGAAGGAUCAGAAGCGCAUCAUCGAGCAACAUGCCACAGAUCAAGAAUCCGUCAUUGGCUCAAGGCUUACUCCAGCUGCACGUCCACUUGGCUCAAAGAAGGUGGUCGGACCUCGAACGAAUGGAGGUGCAUCAAAUGGGACUCCUAGUCGAAGGUUAUCCCUCAAUGCACACCAGAGUAGUGGCAACGGUGCUGGAUCCAUGAGCAGGGACGGAAAGAGAGACAGCAACAGGGCAGCAGCUCCAGCGAACUAUGUUGCCAUAGCCAAAGAGGAUGCAGCCUCACAUGCGUCUGCCACUGACCAACUCCCUGCUACACCAUGAGGAGAUUUCUUGAAUAAAUUUUCACAUAUUGUAUUAAUUAUCGAUCUCGAUGUUCAUUUUGGGUUACUAUUAUUAGCAAGGUUAAGAAGCUGAACAUGAGCGUUUGAUAAAAGUUCCUUUCUUGAUAAAUUAUUCUGGUAGCCUUAUAAACAUAAUAUUUGUCAUUGUAAGAACGCAUGUAAUUUGUUCAUCUUUAUCUAAGCAUAUAUUAGUAUUCUUCA